Messenger RNA from Trypanosoma brucei brucei TREU927, 900 nucleotides. RefSeq lists its product as hypothetical. The transcript has a single exon. The record is from RefSeq and is a predicted model, not a curated record. The coding region runs from base 1 to 900 and encodes 299 amino acids. NCBI's taxonomy places the organism in Eukaryota, Euglenozoa, Kinetoplastea, Trypanosomatida, Trypanosomatidae.
AUGAGCACAACAUCGUCACGUACAGCAGACGACGGCCUGACGGAACUUGACGGUCACGUGCCGGGCCACUUCCGCCUUCCAACGCGCGGGAGCCAACAGCCUUUAGACGAAGAUGAGGAUCGUGCGCUGGUCUCCAACGGUACCGGUGGCGAUGAUGGUUCAUGUUUUUCCGGUGACCCACACGAAGUUCCCCAUCCGGAGGAACCGACGCAACUCAACACCCGGACACUCCGGCGGAUGCAGCGGGCCGUUGCGGGUGGCAACAUUCCGUUACGUGCAGAUCUGCUUGGGGGCACGAAUUUACGAGCGCAGCGGACGGCGAGUGCCAUCACUGCGAUGAGUUGUACUUCUGGUGGGAUGGAUGCUCAGUCCAGUGGUUGUGAUACGUCGCGGGCGGAGAGUAAACAAAAAUCUAACGAUGUGCCUUUGGGUCGCGCUCAUGAUUCGGUGGCAAACCUCUCAAUGGCCAGCGUGGAAAGCAUGUGUGGCAGUACCGUUAUGCCAAACAUACUCAACCGAAAGAAUCUGGACUUUUUUUCUGCUCAAUUGCUCAGCGGGGGAGCGCGGCUUCGCCAAGAGUUCCUCUCGGGUGAAGAUGUGAAACCGCGGGGCGGUGAGCCCUCCGAAAUGGCAACAGCAGAUUUGCCAAUGAGUUUGUGGACGGAAGGUGGCGGUAGUGAACAUUUGAGCCGAUUUAUCUCCCAAAGUGACAUUGGAUUAAAUACGGAGGAAACACGACAGGGAAAUGCAGCAGAUAGCCUCAGUGAGGCCACAAACCCGCGGACUCCAGCAAAUGAAGAGGGUAUGCAGAGCGUAAUGGCGGAAAUGGGCACAUUUGGUUCAUCUUCACGUAUAGCCGAUCCCACCACGGCAUCGGAAGGAUCAGCCCAAAAAAAGUAG